AUGCACACCAACGAGACCCUUGACCUCCUCGACACUGCAACUGUUACGCUUGGAAAGCAGCUUCGCCAUUUUCAGAAACAUACUUGUGUGGCGUUCCAGACCCGGGAACUAAAACGAGAAGUGGAACGUCGCCAAUGCCGGGAGUUACGUGAUGGUGUUGGCAAUAGAGAGGUGAUGACAUCGACAUAUCAGACAUCCCGGCAAAUGAAGACUUUUAAUCUUCAAAUGUAUAAGUUACAUGCCCUGGGUGAUUAUUCCACUUCAAUACACAACUUUGGCACAACAGAUUCAUAUAGCACUGAACCAGGAGAGCUAGAACACCGAACGUCAAAAGCAAGGUAUCAUCGAACAGACAAAAAAGGAUUCGUCAAACAGAUUACCAGUAUCGAACGGCGCAAAGCCCGCAUACAUCGCAUUUGUGACAGGCAGUCGCCACAUGGUACAGUGAUUGAUGAAGAAGUCACUACGUCACCUGAGGUUCGUUUCCACAUCGGGAAAUCUCAAAACAAUCCCGAGAACAUCCCACUAUUCCUCCAAAGGCACCUGGGCGAUCCUGCAAUCAAAGACUUUUCACCCAAGCUUCAGCAGUUCCUCCUCACUAAGAUCAAAGACAUCUUAACCAAAGAAAAUGGCCCUUCACACACCAACAGUUCCACUGCUAUCACGGUACCAGGGGUUUCCCCACCAUGCUCAGACUCAGAAGUCCGUAUCUUCAUCAAGGCUGAUCGCAUGUACAGACAUAACUUGAUGCGUCUUAACUACACAACAUACGAUGUCCGCCGAGCGCAGGACAUCAUCAAUCCAUCAACAUCACACUGCAAUGUCAUGCUUCUGGGCCAAGCCAACGGGGACUCAACUGAUGGUGAACAACAUCCUUAUUCAUAUGCUCGUGUGCUUGGCAUUUAUCAUGUCAAUGUCACUUACAUUGGUUCUGGCAUGAUUAACUACAACUCACAAUGA
Suillus bovinus is the source of this 960-nucleotide messenger RNA. RefSeq lists its product as uncharacterized. The record is from RefSeq and is a predicted model, not a curated record. The transcript has 3 exons. Bases 1 to 960 code for a protein of 319 amino acids. NCBI's taxonomy places the organism in Eukaryota, Fungi, Basidiomycota, Agaricomycetes, Boletales, Suillaceae.